This is a messenger RNA of Acanthopagrus latus (yellowfin seabream), 4189 nucleotides long. RefSeq names its product proline rich transmembrane protein 4. The transcript is spliced from 4 exons. Lineage: Eukaryota; Metazoa; Chordata; Actinopteri; Spariformes; Sparidae. Bases 264 to 3494 code for a protein of 1076 amino acids. The record is from RefSeq and is a predicted model, not a curated record.
UGUGUGAGGGCGCCCCGGUCCUCUCUGCCACGGCACUGGCUGCUCUGAGUGAUGACUUCUUCUUAUUCUUCUUCUUCGUCUACUGCUUUAACUGGGUUUUGGCGGUUGGCAAACAAAAUGGCGCAUCACCGCCGCCAGCUGGUACGGAGGUCGGGCCAGGACACGAAAAGGCCGUUCUGCCGGAGAGAGCCAGCCAGACCCGCCUCGGGGAGCAAGAGGAUGGAGAACAACAUGUGACCAAUCCGUGCGCCACUGUCGACAGCAUGCUUCGCCUCCUCCGGACCUUGGCCUUCUGCUUCUGGUGUGUUGUGCUACUUAACAAGCAGGCUGUGGCUGACGAAGAGGCCCUGUGGGGACCGACGGCGUCGAGCGAAAACCCACCAGAAAAAAAACAAAGCUCUUCCUGGUGGCCAAAGCUUCCUUCGCUUCCUUCGCUUCCUUCUAUUCCUUCUAUACAGUUCCGUAUCCCCUUCUACGGAAGCUCGGAGGGUAACGACAAGGCUGCUGCGCCGACCAAUACCGCCAAAGAGCUGACGGAGCCAAUCGAUCAGUUGCAAGACAACUCGGGUUCAGGCGACGGGAGCAUUUCUGAUGCCACGUUGGCUCAAGGGCUCCUCACCAGCGUGACGAAGAUAGGAACAGAAUCACUUCCCACGGGGACAUCAGAUUCUCCACACGGCAGCACAGCGCAGAGCCACAAUGACACUCUUGUUUCAGACUCCUACUCUCCCACAAGCACUUCUAUCAGAAACACUCUGUUCACCAACAGUCCCACAAGCACAGGCACCCCUGAACAAAAUGCGACACAUACCCACCCACCAUGGGGCACCGUACCGGCAGCCGGGCCCAGCAUGGGUGCCACUACACAACACCUCCCAGAGGAACGCACUGAUGGAGAAGAUUUCACAGAAAAGAGCCCGUCGACGAUAGCGCCAGAGACUACAGUUCCCACUGCCUUGACAUGGGCAGCAACCCAAACCACAACAACAAUCCCAGGACUGGUGGAGACCGCACUGACCAGCAGACCCCCUCCGAGGUCCUCAGAAACCACGUCUGACAGAACACCACAAGACUUGCCUGUUAGUGUUACCCUCCAUGCCGGAGAGGCCACCGUGACAGAAUCUCACCCCGCUCAGAGUGAGGCCGACCUGGGCUUCUCUGAGGCCAGGUCGGGGCCUGUGGAGGAACAGCCGGGGGUAAUCACCACUGCCAUGGGGAUCGAUCGCCAACUAGAAUCCAUAACAAGCACAACUGAGAGCCAAAGGGUUAACUUCCCAAUAGCAGGAGGGCGGCCAGGCAAAGAGGAUAAGGAGGAUGAGGAGGCCGAGGAGGGCGCGGCUCCUUCAGCAGACGGGGACGCCGGUUUGGCUGAUGCCUCCACGCCGUCCACUAAGCCGCUAACGCCAUCCCAGCCACGAAGCACAGGUAUUCCCCCAGAAUCUCCCCACAUUCCCCUGGAGACUGAAGACUGGAUGUCCAGCCUGACAGACAGCGACGUCACCUUCCUUCCAGACUGCAAUAAAGAGCGCUCCGGGAUCUGCAACCUCUCCGACACGUGGGAAUCCACCACCCGCUCAGACGUUAAGCCCACGCAAAACACCACUGCCAAGAACCAGUCCGUCAACCCCUUCCUGAUCCCAGCUCCGCUCAUGUUGGUGCCGCUGUACACCGACUGGAACAGUGCCAUGGCAGCUUGGGGCCUGGCCUGGGAGGCGCACGUUUAUGGGGCCGGUUGCGCCUUUGCGAUGCUAACGAUAGCAUCGGCGCUCAAUCUGCUCUGCUUGCCGCUACGAUGCCCAUCCGGAUGUGGCUACUUCGCUCUGGUCAGCCUGUUUCUGCUAGCUGCUGGUUGUACCAGAUCUUUCUCGCUCCUGUAUGACGCCUACGGCCACCAGGACCGUUUACCUUCCACAGAGGCCUCGCUGAUGCUCUACGAAGCGCCAUUUCCCUGCUUGACUGCAGCGUUCGGUCUGGUUUUCCUCCUCCUCUCCAUGCGCUCAAGGAUGCAGCUCUCCUACUCAGCCUUCCAAAGACCCUGUUUCCUGGCCUGCCUGGUUUUCCUGCACUUUGCCGCUGCAUUCGGACCGGUGACGUUACUGAAGUUUUACCAGCAGAAGCCUCCCCUUUGCCUCUUUCUUUCUCUCAUCUCCCGUGGAGCCUUCGUAGCACUGGCCACGUUUCUCUCUACUGCCUAUUUUGUAUUCUACAUCUACGUGCGGGCGGAUUCCAAGCACAUCUACCACCUGAACAACACGUCUCCAACGCCUGCUGAGCGCUACAACCGCUGCCCUUUCGCAGAGAGCCGCGACUGGGACCGUGCAGCCGUGACCGUUUGUCUUUCGGCAUUGUUUUCCUUAGCAUGUGCAGGACUGCAGUUGUAUGCAAUUCUCAAUGCUAUGGGUGUUGCUGGUGGAGAGGAGGUCUUCCACCCUUGGCCCUGGUGGAGUUUUCAGUUCAGCUGCCGACUGUGUGAGCUCGGCGUUUGUCUCACUUUAGCCUUGGUGGUCUCACAACCCGUCUACUGUUCGGACCACCUCCCAGAUGCAGGGAGCUGCUGGACGGAGCUCUUGGCCUCCAAGUCCCCCAUCCUGCCUGGGAGCUACCAGUGGUCCCUGAGCCAGCAUGAGAAGCUUGCCAUCGUCGAUACCGUUGGGCUUGGAGAGUCAGAGAGCCUUCCUCUUUACACUCUGAUGGAUGAGAGGCUCGGAAGCAGUCUGAACGGUCUGGACCUUCUCUACCACAGCAACAGGGCCUUGGCGUACCGGGACCUCGACUUGGAUUUGGACUUGCAUGGUUCAGAGAAGCCAGGGGAUGGAGGAGGCGAAGAGCCCUCGGGUGGAUCCUCAUUUACAAGCGACUCCACCACAGACCUGCGGCCACCUUCGCCCAUCAACCUCCGCCGCAGCAUAGACGAGGCACUCUUCAGUGAGGCCCUCUUUCCCAUGAGCCUCUUCAGUCCUUCAAGGCCGAUUCGCUGCAGUGAUCUAUCCAUAAACAACCACUGUGCACUUCCCAGCAACGGCCUCUGUGAUCCUCUCUCAGCUGACCCUGGCCUCUAUCGGACCUCUUCCUGCGUGGAGAUGGACUCUAAACCCCAGCCCCCUUACACCCAAAAUCAACGAGACACUGUUGAAGGUGCUCCGCCAUCUCCCUCCCUGUCCUCAUCCUCGAGUUGUUCAUCUCCUGAACGUUGGAGGGGAAGCUCUUCCUCCUGUUCCCUCUACCGAGCCUCCCUCGGAGGCUCUUCGCUGGUCCUCUGCCCGAGUCCAGAGAGACAAGCCCGCCAGCUUCUCCAGCAAGGCGGGGUGGGCAACCUGCCGUCCUCUGGCCAAGCUGAGCCACAGCGGCUUUAUCAAACACUGGGCGCAGCCUCACAGGAGAGCCUGGAUCUAGACAUGUCGUCUGAGGCGGACCGAUCCGUGCAGGAGGAGUUCAUCAGUGUUUGCAGACAAAUCGACGCUUUGAGCAUCUGCAGUGAGACUAUUGAUUUAUAAAGGACAGACAGGUCAAACGAGGGUUCACGGAGGACGUAUUGAGGAGGAUUUCUGCUUUGUGUGGCACGUACGGCCCAUUGGGUAAGGCAAGAGGGGUUUUGUGUACACGAUAGCUGCCAAAAUCAAGUUUUUGGAGGUUUGAUGAGCUUUUCUUGAAUGUCUUUGAGGGUCUAAGUGCCAAGAAUGUCAAAAGCCAAAAGGUAAUUUGUAACUUUUACAUGUUUGAUAAAGGCUGGUAAAGUUUGAUAUAGUCAAAAGAAUAGUGACAUUUUACUGAGUGGAAAAAUAACAGGAAAUUAUUUGUACAAAUGUUUUUAUUGCAUUCAAACAUUCCAAUAGAUAGUACUGUGACUGAACUAAGCACUUAUUAAAUACUACUGAAGUCUUUCUCACCCUUUCAGCUCCAAAUAUCGUCGUUAAAUCCCAUUUUGAGCAAACGCAGACUAGAAUUAUGUUUGUCGAGCUAUAAACUCUUCAUAUCAACAUGCCUCACAUCUUAAACUUGCAGUUACAGUGCGGCAGUGCCCUCUACUGGUCAAACGCACACUAUGUUACCUUUAUCCUCAGAUGUUUAUCACCAAUGGAUUGUGCUUCUACUUACACUGAGAGCAUCUUCUAUGACCAGCUUACUAAUUUAUUUAUGUUCAAGCAUAACUGUGCUCAACACAUUCUUUAAUAAAGUUUGUUUUAUAACA